UUAUGCUAUAAUCUUUAAUUCGCUUUUCUUUUAGUAAAUUUGUUCCCUCCAAGGUGACUUGUUGGAAUUGUAAAUCAAAUGAGUUUAUUAACAGAUUUAUUUGUGGCUAAUGCAAAUAUUUAAAAGAGCCUUCUCUUUAAUUAUAAGAAGUUAAUUACUUUGAGCUUUUUGAUUUGCCAAUAAACAUUAAUUUAGAAACCAAAUAUUUAGAAGACAAAUAUAGAUCAUUAUAACUAAAAUUUCAUCCUGAUCGAUUUGUAACUAUGCCUCCAAUCAAUAUUUCAUAUAGUCAAGAAUAUUCAGCAUUUAUUAAUGAAGCUUAUUCAGUGUUGAAAAAUAUCCAUGAAAGAGCAGAAUAUAUUGUAUUUAUAUUUUGUAAUUAGUUUAGUUGUCUCUUAAAGGCUUUUAAAUUAAAGAAUGUAGUGUUUUGUUAGACUUAGAAUUUAUGGAGGAAAUAUUAGAAUUGCAAUCUCAAGUUUAAAGAAGAGAAAAUAUAUCCUAAAUUAAUCAAAAAAAUAAUUAAGAAAUUGAAAAAAUGACAAAAUAAAUUAUUUCAGAUAUCUCCAAUGAAUAAUACGAAAAAGCCUACGAAAUUAUUCUAUAUUUAAAAUAUAGGCAAAGAUUAAGGGAUUAAAUUUUAAUACAUAUCUGAAAUUUAUGCUCGUUUAUAG
This is a messenger RNA of Paramecium sonneborni, 671 nucleotides long. Lineage: Eukaryota; Ciliophora; Oligohymenophorea; Peniculida; Parameciidae. The record is from the annotation of a GenBank genome assembly.